GAGUGGGGGCUUAGCUUGUGUGUUUGAGACAGGCGGUCUGAUCUACGACUGACCAUAGUUUAUUCCCGAAACCAUCUUUUUAUCUCUAUUUUCGGUAUUUACCGGAUAUCUGGCAUUUCAGGAAUCAAAGAUGUUGUGUUCAUCGCAAAUUAGAAGAAGAUGGAGGCUGACAGGAGAGCUGCAAGGGAUUUGACAAGAGCAGUUUCCUUUCCUUUUACUGAACAAGAACUGGUUUCUGAGGAAUGGCCCUCUCAGUGACCAUUCAUUCAACUCUGUUGAAAGCAUUGCUGGUCCUUUUAUGUCUGCGCGCAGUUGCAGGCAUGUCUGGCUGGUCUGAAUGUUUAGAGGGUCAGAAUGUAUUUGUAAAAAUAAAAGAAAACAGUCCCUCUGGAGAUAUUGUCGCUGCGUUUGUGAUGGAAACCGGCAUGGAAGGAGUUUGGUGGAGUCUGUCUGGGAAGGAUGCUCACUGGUUCUACUUAGACGGAAGAAACAUCCGGCUGAACACGUCAGAUGAAAAGAUCCUUGACCGAGAGAAACUUGGUCCAAUCUUAAUGGCAGAGCUAUCAUGUUACGAGCGAGACAUGUCUCAGACUUUUUACAAAAUCACGGUGGAGAUUCUCAAUGAGAAUGAUAAUUUACCCAUGUUUUCAGAAGAAAGUGCCCGGUCAAUUACUUUGAGUGAGCUGACUCCAGUGAAUACUGUGGCUUUUACCGUCCAAGCUUUGGACGCUGAUAAUGAUAAGAUCAUUUAUUCAAUUGACCAGACAUCUCCUGACGCCAAGUACUUCAGGAUUGAUCUGCCAAACAGCGGUGAAGUGAUCCUUUCCAAACCUUUGGACUAUGAGACCCAAACUCAACUCACCGUCACUAUUCAUGCAUCUGAAAUGAACACUGCUGAGCACUACAACAUCAGCACUAACGUCAGCAUUACGGUCCAAGAUGGAGAUGACCAGUACCCACAGUUUCAACCCUGUGUCCUGCUGUUCCAUGACGAGAACAGUCGAAUUUGUACCAGCCCCGUCUACAUGGUCAAUGUCACAGAGGGAGAGGAGGACAUUCUGCUGGACUUUUCUCCGGGUCCAAUUCAUGCAGUGGAUGGAGACAGAGGCCUCAGUUCUUCCAUCAGUUAUGCCAUUAUCUCAGAAGAUGAAGAGGGGCAUUUCAGUAUCAACAGAGAGAAUGGUGAGUUAAGACUGACCAAGGGUGUGAAAGACAGACUCCUAACUCCAGUGCUGCGACUUCAGGUCAUGGCGUACCAGAAUGACGAUCCCAGGAAGUACUCAGUUGCGACAGUGUUGGUCCGGGUUCUGGCAAAGAACUGGUUUCAUCCAGAGUUUGAGCUGCCUGAAUAUCACGGCUUCGUAACAGCUGGAAAGAAUGCAGCCUCUCUGGUCAAUACGUACGGAAGCAGAGCUCUGAUUUUAAAAGUCCUGGAUCCAGAUUUUGAUCAUGCUUUUAAUCCAAUGAUCCACUUUAUGUUUGCUGCAACAUCCAACCACACCGACAUCUAUCAAGUCACACGUGGAGGACUCAUAAUAGCAAGGACCAGUCAUCUCAAGCCAAAUCAGAAGCACAUCCUGGAGAUUACAGCUGUAGACCAGGAAUCCGGCGACGCUGCUUAUGCUACUGUCACGGUGGAAGUGUUACCUGAAGGACAAUCAAUCCCUCACAGUCCUCCGAGAAAUGAACGCCUGACAGGCUGCACUGUGGGCAAAGCACUUUUCCUCAGCAUGCUGUUCAUGGGAGCCCUGGGAUGUAUCUUGUCUUUGUUGAAGUGGCUGAAGAGGAAAUAUAAAGGAAUGAAAGACCCACUGGAGAGAGGCUGUGUGGCCCAGUGCAAACACCCCAAUGUGAGUUUACAUUGGUUCCAACUGGUAAAUCAUCAUACUGCUAUGCCUAACAUGGAGGAACUUUCCUUUCAAAAUGAGGAAUAUGGAACCUGCAAUCCUUCCUUUAGCCUUCCAGACACACCAGUCAUUAACACCACUAAGGACGUUGCCGUCAGCACAGGGCCCUCUUCACCCAGACCAGCUUCUCUUACAGAGACCAUCAUCCCUCUUCCCACCGAAAGUGUGCAAAGCCCAGUGAUACUAAACAAUAGUCUUACUUCACCAAGCAAAAUUUCCUGCUGCUCACCUGAAUGUCCCCCAGAGAUGAAGAACCUCAGCCCUAAGCAUGAGGUAGAUGCUGACAGGCAAGCUAAGGAAAAUGCCAGCCUACCAUAUGAUGUUACUUCGGACCCUUCUGAAGAGAAGUCUCACACAGAUUUGGAACCAGUUGCCAAUGACGACAUCAAGCCCCCUCCUUUAAAUGAACAAGAUUUGCAAACAACCUCCUCCGACAACUUUGCAGAGUUAGUCCCAAGCCCAUCUUCUCCAUCUAGGAGCGAAACGGCUUCCACAGAAACGAACAAGCCGUUACCAGAAACCAAUGCGGAGACAGCCCCACAGUUACCAUCACCAUCCCUUCUGCUCCUCAGAAAAACAGGAACACCUCCUCUCACUCUAGAGCAUGGCCCUUUAAAAGCUACUUUGGUGCAUAUAGAUACUUCCCCUACUGACACUCCUCCUGAGUCCCCAGUGGGAACAGAGCAAGCCCUGGAUAUUGAGGUAGACCAACCGUCCACCUCCCCAUGUCAUGUUGAAGCAUCAGAGUCAGAAGGAGUCGUAGUGAACUCUGAAAGCCCAUCACCAGAGAGGAGACCCUCAACAAACCCAGGAAAUACCCUUAACAGUCAUGAAGAGGAGGAUGAGGAGGGUUUUCUUGGUGAUGAUGACGUGGACAAAAACAGUGAAGAGGCCGAGAGUGAAGAUGGAGCAAGUAAAAGGAAUCUGGAUGGCUAAGACCUGAAAAUACAUCAAGCAAGAUUGAAAACACUGGACUGGUACAGCUGAAGCAUGGAGAAGGAUCCAUACAUGCAAGGCCACAGUACACUAAGAAAAGACUUUAAACAACACACAAUGAACCUGAGAGUACGCACAAAGCUGACGCUACAUACUACAGAUGUUUUACAAAAACCAAUGAAAUUCUAAUCCAUUUUCACAGCAGCUAUCUAAACAGACACACAAUUUGUUUUUUGUUGUCAUUUAAUAAUCUGUCUCCAUGUUGGCUGUUUCUUUAGGUCCUGUUUACAUAUUUAAUAUGGAGAAGUUAUGAGAAGCUUUACAUGUACAAUUAGUGUUGCAAUUAGUUAACCCACCCUGAUUUAAUUUGUAGCCUUGGUCCCAUUAUUUUCAGUCCUUUCCUUGGUUACCAUCAUUUCUGUCCAGGCCUGUUUCGUUAGUUAAUUUUUUUUUUUAUCAUUCUGUAAAGGCAUGACUACAAAGCAAUGUCUAUCUUUUAAGUGUUAAUGUUCAUAGAUUGUUUUCAUUUAUUAUUACUUUUGUCAGAGUCAAGUUAUUAGUGGAACCAACAAUUGUGUCCAGAUGUGUAUAACGGAAUAACAGCCCAUAUUGUUAAUUUGUUAAGAUACACUGUAAAAGAGCCAAUAAUAUGGCUUCUAGAUGAGGUAAAACUGGCUGGCUGAGGUUCAAGGGAGGAAGGAGGAGGAUUUAAGUGACUAAAUCUGGCCUGAUUGAUGGCAUCAACAGAUGGGUUGGCCUGAGUAUUUUAAAAGUUUAUGAUCCAUUCAGUUGCCAGUCCUCUGUUGGGGUUGCCCGGGUGGUGUCAAAGGUUAGAGGACACUAAGCCGGCUGGUUUGAGAUCAUAGAAAGGCAACAGUAACCAGACCUGAACAGAAUACCAGCUCUGAACACACAGUGCGUUCUAUUUGACACCAGAUGGCCUACAGCAGCAGGACGCCACUCCUGUUAACUAAGACGAGGAGUCUGAGAUUU
Cyprinodon variegatus (sheepshead minnow) is the source of this 3836-nucleotide messenger RNA. RefSeq names its product cadherin-related family member 5-like. The record is from RefSeq and is a predicted model, not a curated record. The transcript is spliced from 17 exons. Gene Ontology annotation, molecular function: calcium ion binding; cadherin binding. Gene Ontology annotation, biological process: cell morphogenesis; cell-cell junction assembly; multicellular organism development. Gene Ontology annotation, cellular component: catenin complex; membrane; adherens junction. NCBI's taxonomy places the organism in Eukaryota, Metazoa, Chordata, Actinopteri, Cyprinodontiformes, Cyprinodontidae. Bases 243 to 2843 code for a protein of 866 amino acids.